Rhincodon typus (whale shark) is the source of this 9507-nucleotide messenger RNA. RefSeq names its product PHD and RING finger domain-containing protein 1-like. The transcript is spliced from 7 exons. The record is from RefSeq and is a predicted model, not a curated record. NCBI's taxonomy places the organism in Eukaryota, Metazoa, Chordata, Chondrichthyes, Orectolobiformes, Rhincodontidae. The coding region runs from base 1 to 4371 and encodes 1456 amino acids.
AUGCUGUCAACCGGGAAUGGAAGACCUCCAGUUGUUGCCCAGGAGGGAGUGCCAGAAACUCUUUCCGUACCCGAUGUGUUGGGAAGUAUCCUAGCAGGACAGAAUGUCUUACUGAUGGACAGUUCUGAUGUUGUCAUCAAUAGGGAUGGAAGCCUAAAGCCUAAAGAUGGAGGGCAACCUGUAAAAUCAACAUCAAGUAACAACAAAACUGGUGAGGCAUCGAAUAGAUGUUCAUCAACAAGUGCUUGCAUCUCAGGGAUCUCUGUAAGCGCCUUGAAAGAGAAUCAGGAAACUGCUGGUCUUGUAACUAAUACUGCAAAACAUGUCUUGGGUACGUUGCCAUCUACAUCUGGUUUAGCAUCCAAGCCAAGGCCACAAAUGGCAUCCAGCAAUCUAAGACCUGCCUUUUCGGGAACGUUUACUCCAAUGCCUGAAAUAUCAGUUGGUCCUGUGCCCGGUGAAUCGGUUACUUUGCUCAAUACACAAAGGACAGGAGCAUUUAAUAAAAGUGUUGGGGACGGUCAAAAGAGUACCAGUGGCUUCACACCUUUUAAAUGGUUGAAUAGCGCCUCCAAUUUGCUCUUCAAAAACAAUAUGGGCUCUCUGAACAGAGUUCCACCGAAACCACCUGUUAGGAGGCUUGAUAUAUCAGAAUUUCCUAGGAUACCAAAGAUCAAGAACCAAACUGGUACUUCAAGCUUUCAAACUGGUAACAAGCAAAGCAAUGGAAUACCUCGAGCCUGUAUCAGCAGACUUGCAGGUAAUGACCAGAAUAGCCAGGCUACAAAGCCAAUGGAUUUGGGAAAUAGUGAAAAGGAUAUUGAAAGACCUGUCCAGCAAAGGCAUCAAUCUUCCAGCAUCACAGGUUCGACUGGCUGCUCAAGUACUUUCCAAGAAAAACACCAAGCUCAGGACUUGGUUUCCAGCUCAUCUGGUCAGGGUUGUACAAAAGUGACAAGUAGUACUGGUCACUUGACUAGUCUGCCAAAGUUGGAUGCCUAUGACCCAUUUGAACCCACAGAUGAUGAAGUUCAGCAUUGUAGCAAAAGCGGCAAAAAUACUUCACGAUUGAAACGCAACAUAAAAAAAGAGAUAGAUGAGAUAUAUGAUCCAUUUGAACCCACUGGUUCUGAUCCAUCUUCAUCAAAUUCUACUCCUGAUAGGUGUGAGUCAAGAUCUGGAGGCAAAUCCCCAGUGCCCAGCCCUGGUAAUGAUAUUUCUGAAGGAAAUGAACACACAACUAAUACAUUAAGCCUUUAUUUUAAUGUUGAUACUACACAGCUAUCUUGCACACAGCAAACGGAGCCUUAUAAAAUCAAAACUGAAGGUCUAACAUCAGAGAAACCAACUGACAAUCCCGAUGGCUGUAAAUCUUUUACUGCACCUUCUUUGACCUCUGGAGAAGAAGGUAUUAGUGAAUCUCAGGCUAAUAUUGAGGACAAAGAUAUAAAAUUGUAUGUAGAAUCUGACAUGAGAAAGUGGGGCAGUGAACGCACCAAACAAGCAUAUUGCAACUUUUCAACAUCUAAUGACAAACAGUCUGAACAACAGACAAUAAAUACAGACAGUGAUGGCAUUAAUUCUUGUGUAGGCUCUGAAGAGGGUACUUUACAAGUUGUCACCAAAAUUGUUCCCACUUGUGUGCGAACUGAUGCAGAUACUUCUUCAGAAAAUGAGCUAAGAAAAACAGUGAAUAAAAAAGCCCACUCCAAAUCAAAGGCUCACUCAAGAUCACGAUCAAGAUCGCGUUCCCACAGCCAACACAAAUGUAAGAGCUCAGUCUCUGAAGAACACAAAGGCUACAGGUCAAGGUCAAGGUCAAAGGAACGGAAGAAGUUAAGGUCCCACUCAAGGGAACGACGGAGAUCAAAAUCUCGGUCAAGGUCUCGCUCCAGCAGCUCCGAGAAGUUUAAAAGGCAAAAGCCCAAACAAGAUAGGAGCAAAGAAAAAAGAGGAAGACGUUCCAGAUCAAGAUCUCGAGAGAGGAGGUCAGGUAGUUCCUCCUCUGGGACAUCUACAGACAGUCACAAGCGAAGAAGGAGAAUACCAGGAUCAAGGGAUCACAAAGGCUUCUCCAGGCACUCUUGGAGCAGCAGUGAGAAAGGAAAGAGGAAGCUGUACCGACGAGAACAGUAUGAUAGACGAAGCAGACGGUCAACCUCUUGGUCCAGGGAGAGAAGGCGCUCAAGAUCAUGGUCAAGGUCCAGAGAUAAGAAAAAAGCAUGGCCUAGAUCUAGGGAGAAGGUAAGGUCCUGGUCUAGGUCAAGUUCUAGAGAAAGGAGGUCAUGGUCUAGGUCCAGCUCUCGAGACAAGAGAAGAUCACGGACAAGAUCAAGUUCCAGAGAGAAGAGAAAAUCAGCCAGGUCUAGGGAAAAGAAAAGAUCGAAGACUCGAUCCAGAUCUAGGGAAAGGAGAAAGCCAAGACCUCGAUCAAGAACCCGUUCCAGGUCUAAAGAUCAGAGUAGAUCAAGAUCAAGAGAUAGGUGCUCGCAAUCAAAAUGCCAAUUCCCAGAAGUAGAUAGAAAACAAACUUUCUUUCAAGAUAAAGUAAAAUUUGGUGAGAAGGAUCAAGUGCAAAAGAAAAUUUCAACUUGCAGAGAUAAUGAGCCUUUGGAGAGGGAAGCUUCAGUAAAUAAAUUGCUUAUUUCUUGUGAGUCUCAAAAUUUUCAGGGAAGUAACUUUAUACCAGCUAUUCAGAGCUCAUCCUGUUCAGUAGCCAUUAAAGAGGAACCAGCACCAUACAUUGACAGUACACAGGAAGAAGAAGAACACAAAGAACUACUUGAUCAAAACAAGGACUCCAGCUGUAAAAGUGAGAGCUUAGAAGAAACUAUUGCUGAUGUUUCCGUUGGAGUUGACCACGUUUGGGAAAGCAUUAGCUCUUGCACAAGCCAGGCUGAUACAGUAAUGAAAAGUUCCAAUAUUGUACCUGAGUUUCUACAAGUUAAAAGUCCUUGUUACCAAGUGUCUGCUGUUACAGAUGAGGUUUCUAUUCCCUUAAUAUGCCUUGGCAAACAGGAGGAGAUUCCACUCUUGUCAGUAAAUGAAGAAACAGCCUUGAGACCUGAAGCUGAACCAUCUCAAAAUCAUUCACCGGCUAAACCUGAUACACUUCUAUCUGUAACAGAGAAUUCCACCACUGCAGAUUCAGUGGUAUCUGUAGAAAACCCAGAAGAAUCAGCAGACAUGAGUACAGUUGAGCAACAACAAAACUCCAGCACACUUGUUAAUGAAGCAGUAACUUUGUUUAAAAACGAACACUUCGACAGUGCAACAGGUACCUGCUCCCAGAAGAAUGAAGCAAAUCAUGAGACUAUGUCGGCUAGCUCUGGUUCAAACAGUUUAACUAAGCAAGAGGAAGCACAGAGUGAUGUGAUUGAAAAUGACUCCUUGGAGACAAAGCCAGAAUCAAUGAAAACAGAGAGCAAUAAGGACUACAAGGAAAUUCCACUGUUGGAAUCAACAGAGUCUGUAAAAGCGAAGACCGCAAGUGAAACUAGUUCCCAAAGCACUGGAGUGAAAACUAAACCCCUUGUCAAGAGAGUUACUUGGAACCUGGAGACAGAGGAGAAGGAUGAGGCAUCCUCUGGGAGGCCUGCAAGGACACCGUUCUCCUACAGGGUGCACAGAUUUAAUAAAGAAAGCAUGUGGAAAGCUCCAGAAACAAGUCAACCACCAAAUCAGGUGCCGAUGUUCCAGCCUCCAGCAGCAAAUUUUAUGAUCCCUCCACCAAUUUUCCCUGGUCUGUUUCCGCCUCAGGCAUUUAACCAAGUCAACAUGCCACCACCUUUCAUGCCACCUUUCCCACCGUUGCAUCCACCUCCCUAUGCGCCAGUCAGCCAGCCUACAGUUCCAUAUAUUGUGCCAGGGAAUAUCCCGCUGAUUGGCUCCACUGCUGUGCCUCCAUUACUCCCACAGCCCACUUACCAAACUGCUGCACCUAUCCCUGCUCCUAUUCCUCCUCCUGCUGCUGCUCCAGUUCCUACUCCUGUUAUUUCGAAUUUGGCUGCUGAAACACAAGUGGUGCAAACCGAAGGAAACUUGGACACCGAUAACAAAUCUUCCGAAGACAAAGCUCAAAAUGAGAUUUAUAUAAAGAAACUUCAUGUGCAAGAGAGGGCUGUUGAAGAAGCCAAAUUAGCACUAAAACCCUAUUACCAGAAUAAAGAGAUCACCAAAGAAGAGUAUAAAGAGAUUCUACGGAAAGCAGUGCAAAAGAUCUGCCACAGCAAGAGUGGUGAAAUUAAUCCAGUCAAAGUUGCUAACCUUGUGAAAGGUUAUGUGGAGAAAUACAAACACAUCAGGAAAUACAAGAAAGGAGCAGAAGGAGAAAGCAGCAAAGAAACAGAGGCAAAGCCAGAAGCAAGCUGAAUGUGUGAAACCUACAAAGACAAUACCCUCUUUGGUUCAUUGUACGGUUUCUCCUGUGAAUGUGGAGAACACUCCGAGACCAAUUAUAACAGGGCAAUGUUGACUGCAGCACCGAGACACUUUAUAUUUCAUGGUUUCGUCAGUCAAUGUAUAAAUGCGCCUGGGAGAAAGGAAAAAAAAGAGGCCAGAAGAUCUUCAACUGGAACCUUCCUGCCCAUUGUCUUUUCUUUUGUACAAUAGAACACAAUUUCACACUGUGACUGUCUUUCCUGCCAUGAAUCCGAUUUAUAGACAUUGUUUGCCUUUAGCAUAAUGUUCCUUUCCUUAAGAUCAAUUGAAUACUUGAAGCUCUGUUUAGUCAGUCUGAUUGUGCCUGAUACAAGGUAAAAGUCUAAAUAAUUCGGGUUUAUAAAACAUUAGCCACUUUUUUCAAACAGUCUAUUUUUAGGUUACUCGUUUCUGGUUAAAUCAUAACAUCUUGGCUUAUCAAAAUUUGCUAAAGAUCAUCAACGCUCUAAACUGCUUGUCAUAAGUUAUAAUUUAAAAGCCAUAUUUGCAUCUUUUAUUGCUGUAAAUAAUAUUCAAAUAAUUCAUUUGUUAGAGAAAUGGAGUGUUUUUUUCCUCUCCCCAAUAUGAAUAAUUAUAGGUUUGUGAUGAUAAAAUGCAUUGUAAAUGGUACGUUGGGUUCAUUCUUUCUGUUUUCAUUGUGCUUAAACAACCCAACUAAGAUUAGAAUAACAAUGCAUAGAAACUUCUUGCUUAAAUACUCAUCCUGAUUAAUCAAAUUGGUCAGCCUUUUGGACACCUGUGGUUCUUGCAAACUAGAACAUUGUGCUGGGACUUCAGAUUUCGGUAACAUUAAGAGCAGCAGGAGACUAUUCAGCUCCUCAAGCCUGUUACUUAGAAACAGGAAAGGAUCAUUCAGCUCCUCAAGCAGGAGAGGGUGAAGGCCAUUAAUGUCACACACAACAACGAUGAAAUUAUCUCAAUCCUGAAGUCUCCAAUUAUUGCACAACUUUCACAGUCUACUGGGGAGAGAUUUUCCAGAUUUCCGCUACUCUUAUCAUGUUACCUGAAUAUAGUAAUUUAUUUUAUUAUUUCAGCAUGCAGUAAUUUCGUCUCCACCCUAAGUUGCCCUGGCAAUGAAGUGGCUUGUCGUGCAUAUUGUGUGGGACUGGAGUUGGCUGUAGGUUCUGGUUAACAUGGGAUGAUAAUUUUCCCUUUCCUGAAGGGCAUUUCGUAACUAAAGCAAAGUACUGCAGAUUCUGCAAAUCUGAAAUAAAACCAGAAAAUUCUGUAAAUAAUCAAGCCUGGCAGUGUUAGUGGAGAGAAAGAAACAGUUCACAUUUCAGGUUGAUCACCUUUCAUUGAUAAUUGCUCAAAUUCAUGGUUAUUGUCAGCGUACUGGUCAAUAAAUUGCCUGUUGUAUUUACAAUUGACAAAACAAAUGGAAUUGUUUUGCCAACUGUAUUUACUAUAAACUUUCAACUGGUCCUGAAUUCUACUCCUUCCACCUCCCUGCCUAUUUCCAAUAUGCCUAUUGGCUUAGCUCCUGCCAACAUGCACUGGUUCUCCAAGCCUAACACAUCUAUUUCAUCCUUAAGGCUCAAACACAUUGUUGCUCUAAAUCUAAAUUCUGUGCAUCCUAAUCACCUUGCCUAUUUAGCUGGUUCUGAUAGGGAUUCUGUGUUAACUUCGUCAUUAUCUACUCUGUACCCAUUUCCACUCCUCUGUCAAGGCCCUGGAUUCAUUUUUAUUAUUCACAAUGCCUUAUUAAUGGGAAUUGACUGUAUUGUCCACAUCACAGAACAUUUGGCAUGGUUUAAGUUUGCCUUUGGACAUGAGUUUUUUUAAGCCAUUUUCCAUCUUUUUAAAGAGAAAACAGGAUUAGUCUGUUUAACUGUGUUAGUACAUUUGCAAACCUUUUCAUAUUGCUUAAACAAAAGAUUAUUUUAAAGAGACAUAAAAUCAAACGUGACAAGGGACUAUCCUUUGAAUUGUCCUUGUGUUAAACUGAUCCCUGAAAGCUUUAGACCCAUUGAAAACACUUUCUCUGAACACAGUGUGGAAGUUAAAUUGUUUUGAACAUGCAUUACAUUUUCUAAUUUUUCACAUUUAAAUUCAAAUGAUUUUAAUUCAGGUGUAACUGAGAGGUAAGGUGAGAAUGAAUGUUCCAUCUAGUCAUGGAGAAUUCAAGGGGCAAGACAUCUAAUCAGGCUCUCUUUUUGUUUAUUUAUCAAAUAUAUAUUUUUCUCUCGCUUUAUUGAAGAUAGAUUAAAAGAUGCUGUGUACCUGCCAGUACAAUAGCUAGGUGCCUAAUUCUACAGGGUCUGUUCCUGAUUUGUCCAGAGUUAGCUGAACUCAAUUAGCGCUUUCUGUGUCUGAGAUUAAUUUCACUGAUCAGGCAGGCAAAAAAUAAACAGGUCCAAGAUUCUGUUCCUGAUUAGUGGGUGAGGACAAGAGUCAGAAUCAGUUGCGACUGAAUAGCUGAUCAACACCCAUCGUCUAGGUGAAGAAUGUGACUUGACAACCAUAUGUAGGGAACAAUCCCACAAUGAGUGGAGAGCUGUGAAGUGAUCCUAGAACAAUAGUUGAUUGCUUGCCAUAUCCAACAGUAAUAAAUUAGUUAUUACAUAUGCAUAAUUGAUUGCAUUCAAAUCUCUGCGGGAGAUCCUGCUGAGGCUGUGCAGUGCUCUUAUUUUCAUUGAUGGAAUCUACUGUGUAUAGUUUUGACAAGUGGAAUGUGAAAACAAAUCCCUAAACUUUAGAGAUGCUGCAACACACUGACUGAUCCUGGGAGUUGUCUAAAUGAACUAUGAGAAAUAACCACACUAAUUGACUUCCCCUCAGGAGCUGAAAGUUCUUUUGUAUGUUUACGGAUUUACCAGCAUUGAGUGAUGAGGUUUUGGGUCUUUUGAGUUUUUUUUUAACAUGCAUUUUUAAGAAAAAGCCUUUCUUAGCAAGCUUUCAAUUCAUGAGUGUGUCACAUCAGCAGGAACAUAUUACAGUCAAUUAGGAACAAGGGACUUCAACAGCAGUCUUUAUAAACGCUUCUGAGUAAGUUAUAUUCAAUUUUUAGACAUCCUUGAUGAGAUUCUAAUUCUUUUCAAAGAAUUUUAACAGGCUUGGAAUUUGCUUUCCUAUUUCCACUUGGAUGCAUUAGUAAAAUCACAUAAUGGACAAUUGAGGCAUUUAAAAUUUUUACUUUAAUUUUUCUGACAGAUUCAUCGCUGACUGCUUAGGAUUUAGCCACUGUGUGUGAAGACAAAGUUUUUAAGUAGAAUUUUCAAGGCGAACUGAGUUUACUCUUUAUUGAUAAAUGAUUUGAAUUAAAUGUCAAAAAAGUGUUGAUUUCAAUUUCCAACAGCUGUUUACACAGAAAUCAAUUACAAAUCUUUGUGUCCUAUUCUGGUUUUUUUUUUUGGAUAUUCAGUGUCUGGAUGAAGACAUUGUUGAGAAGGCUGGCAGUCUGUUCUGCCUGUUUCUGGUUUCCCUGAGAGGUUGUUGGUGAGCUACCUCAAUCUGUUGCUUUGUAGCAGUUUCAUGCAGCUGAGUUCCUUGCAGGAAGUAGUGAUAAUGUGGAAUGGAGUAAUGUAGAUGUCUUUACAAAAAGAAUAUUUAUAGUAAUGCCAUUAAGACAAAAUAUCCCAAGGUGCUUCUCGAGAGUGGUUAGUGAGAAUGAGUCACAUAAUGAGACAUUAGUGCACGUAGCCAAAAGCUUGAUCGCUGAUAGCAAGUUUAGUUUGAUGUCCCUGUUUUAUACUCGAAUAUUCUAACUUUUCAAAAACUACAACAGAAUGUAGCCAUUUACCUGCCAUUUACAACUCCCCACCCCUCCCCAAUUUAUCUACUGUUCUUUGAGUAAAAAUAAUUACAGAUCUUGCCAGUGCUAAAUUUCUGCCCUUUAAUUCAUACCAGAUUUUGUCCAAAGUAGAGGGUUGAAUUUCCCAAAUUGUUAAUUACAGAGACUUAGUGGGCAUGCAGUCUGUUGCUGCAAAUUCCCAUUUUAAGGCCUCUAUUUUGGCUGCAGCUGCCUCUCUUUGCGUUUUGAGUGCUGACUUAGUACAGUCCUAGGUUUUUGUCACUAUUUUCGGCACAGAGUGAAGGUCACUGGAGAACACUUGCUGUAGUGGUGCAACUUGAUACAUCAAAGCAUUUAAUCACAUCCGCGCUGCAUCAGCUUUUUAGUGACAUGUUAGAGGAAAGGUUCAAAAUAUUCUGCUGGAAAAGCUGAAACUUCUUUCUAAAAAGCAAAAUUUGUCCUUGUACAGCCAGGAAUUAUAGACUGUUGUGUGAUCAUUUUGAAGGUUGAGAUAUGACUGGAGAUUGCAACAUGAAUUCCUUGUUGACCGAUGUGUUUAAUCCAAGGGAUAAAAAGCUGAACUCAUUGAAGUUGUUGAAUUGUUAUCAAACAUAACUGGUUCAUUGAUAUCUUUUUAGAAACACAUGCUUACAUUUCUGUAAUGCAUUUCACAACCUCAGGAUGUCCUAAAAUGUUUUGCUGGUAAUCAAGUACUUUCGAAGUCAUGUUUGUAAUAAAGAAAACUCAUUCAAUUUACGCAAUCAAAUCCCAAAAGCAAAUCCAGCAAGCAACAAUGAGAUGUUACCAGAUAAUCUAUUCUAAUGAUGUUGGUCGAGGGGAAAGUAUCAGUAGGAACAUGGAGAAGAUCAUGCCCUCCUUAGAGAGAGUAAUCAUAGACAAAGGAACAGAAGUAGGCCUUUUGGCUCAACUCUGCCACUCCAUUCCACAAGAUCUCGGCCUCGGCUGGUCUCAUAAUCCUCAGCCUCAUUUUCCUGCCUUUUCCCCAUAACUGUAGAUUCUCUCUUUGAGUAAAAAUCUCUAUCUCAGCAUUGAACAUCAUUAAUGAUCCAUCUCCUGCAGCUCUCUGUGGUAAAAGAAAAUUUCGCAGGCUUCUUCAUCUCUGUUUUAAAUGGGUGACCGCUUAAUCUGAGAUUGUGCUCUCUGGUUCCACAAGGGGAAAUGAUCUCUGAGCACCUACCCUGUCAAACCCCCUAAGACUCUUGUGUGUUUCAAUAAGGUUGUUUCUCAUAUAAACUCCUUGUCCAAUCUACUUAACCUCUCAUAAAAUCCCUGCAUACCUGGGAUCAACCUGGUGAAGCAUUUCUGGACUGCCU